Molecule: messenger RNA, 2470 nt
Organism: Bufo bufo (common toad)
Lineage: Eukaryota; Metazoa; Chordata; Amphibia; Anura; Bufonidae
Gene: PGM3
Product: phosphoglucomutase 3
Exons: 13
Coding region: 144-1775 (543 amino acids)
Biological process (GO): carbohydrate metabolic process; UDP-N-acetylglucosamine biosynthetic process; hemopoiesis
Molecular function (GO): phosphoacetylglucosamine mutase activity; magnesium ion binding
Source: RefSeq, a predicted model, not a curated record
GUGGGCGGAGCCAGAGGACUCUGAAUGCAGCGUGUGACGGGACUCGUACUCUUCAGCUGGUGACGUCACCGCCCUCCUGCGUCCCUCGUCUGCCUACGUCAUCCAGGGGAUCGUCACCUUCCUGGCUGGGAGAAGAGAGCAGGAUGCAUUUGGAAGCUGUGUUGAGAUCAUCCACACGCCAUGCCAAACCUGCUGGGGUUACUCUCCAGUAUGGCACUGCAGGAUUCCGUACCAAAGCAGAACUUCUGGACCAUGUUAUGUAUCGCAUGGGCUUGCUAGCUGCUCUCAGGUCAAAGAAGACCAAGUCUGUUAUUGGAGUUAUGGUGACUGCCUCUCACAACCCUGAGGAAGAUAAUGGAGUAAAGCUGGUGGAUCCCAUGGGAGAAAUGCUUGUUCAGGAAUGGGAGUUGUAUGCUACUAAUCUGGUGAAUGCUGAGGAGCACGAAUUACAGACAGUUCUGACCAACAUCAUCAAGCAGGAGUCCAUCAACAUGCAAGAUGAGUCAUGUGUAGCUAUUGGAAGAGAUACCCGGCCAAGCAGUGAAAACCUUUCCCUUGCGGUUAUUGACGGAGUUACGGCUCUUGACUCCAAAUACCAAGAUUAUGGCCUGGUGACCACACCGCAGCUGCACUACAUUGUUUGCUGUCGCAAUACAGAUGGAAGAUAUGGAGAACCAACUGUUGAAGGAUAUUACCAAAAACUGUCAAAGGCAUUUUAUGCUUUAGUCAAACAGUCUCCUGAUGGUGGAGUGGGACAGAAGUGCUUGAGCAUAGAUGGAGCGAAUGGCAUUGGUGCUUUGAAGAUAAAGGAGAUGGAAGAACAUCUUCAGUCCAUGCUCUCCUUACAGCUGUUCAAUGAUGGCUCUAAAGGGAAAUUAAACCAUGCGUGCGGAGCAGACUAUGUGAAGGUGCAGCAGAAACCUCCUGAAGGUAUGGAUAUGAAGCCUGGAGAGCGAUGCUGCUCAUUUGAUGGCGAUGCUGACCGCAUUGUAUACUACUACAUGGACAGUGACGAUCGCUUCCACCUUCUAGAUGGGGAUAAGAUUGCCACACUGAUAAGCACCUUUAUCAAGGAACUCUUAGUGAAGGUUGAUUUAAAGCUUAAUAUGGGAGUUGUCCAAACGGCCUAUGCAAAUGGCAGCUCCACUCGUUACUUGGAAGAAGUUAUGAAGGUUCCUGUAUACUGUGCAAAAACUGGUGUUAAGCAUCUGCAUCAUAAAGCACAAGAGUUUGAUAUUGGAGUUUAUUUUGAAGCAAACGGUCAUGGAACGGUACUGUUCAGUAAAACCGCUGAAGAGCAGAUUAGACAUCUGACCAGUGCAGGAGCCAAUGAAGAAUCAAAAAAAGCUGCCCAGACGCUUGAACAUGUCAUCAAUCUCAUUAAUCAGACAGUGGGAGAUGCCAUCUCUGACAUGUUGGUCAUCGAAGCCAUCCUUUUACUCAAGAGUCUCACUGUACAAAAGUGGGAUGAAAUUUAUUCCGAUCUUCCAAAUCGCCAGCUGAAAGUAACGGUGGCAGAUAGAAAAGUAAUAGACACAACAGAUGCUGAGAGACGUACUGUAAAACCACCAGGAUUGCAGGAGAACAUUGACGUGCUUGUCAAGGGGUACAAUAUGUCCAGAGCAUUUGUGCGUCCUUCAGGAACUGAAGAUGUAGUCCGUGUAUAUGCUGAGGCGGACACCCAGGACAAUGCAGAUGCCUUGGCGCAUGAGGUGUGCUUGGCAGUCUUCCACCUUGCAGGAGGAGUUGGAGAUCAACCAAAGCCUCUGAGAUGAAGUGCCAUUAAUGAGACUGGAUGCUGUUUGUACAGACUUCUGACUCUGGACAUUGCAACUUUAUAAAGUUCUGUGGAACUGGAAUUUUCUAUCACAAAAUGUAAAAGGUUUACAAUUAGCGGGACAUAUCUCGGUCAUAUUAUAUAGUCAUUUCUUAUACGGUGCCUUGAAGGAUUGGUUUUCAGAUCUUUUUACUUGUAAUACACUAUUUUGCAAUUUACUUUUGGUGUGUUUAUUCAUUUUUAAAGGUCCUUUGCAAGAUUUUUUAUUUUUUUUUUGCCAGUGAGCAAGGGGCUAUAUGAAGUACAGAAAAACCCUCAAUUAUCUUUUAAAUGUUCGGCCACACCCUGGCUGGUGCUUCAUUCCCUAUUGGGCCCGCAGUGGUCACAAGCCAUUCAUCGUUCACUUGACCGCUGCAGCCAAUCACUGGCCUCAGUGGUCAUGUGUGCAUGAACAACACUAGUGAUUGGCUGCAGCGUUCAUGUGAACAACGAACGGCAAGUGAUCAGUGCAGGAGCAGCAAAACAUUGAAAAGAUGAGUAUUUAAUACAGCCCUUUGCUCUCUGGAAAUGUAAAAAAAAUAAAUAGGAAAACCGCUUUAAAGUCUUUCAAUUUAGUUUCCUGUUUGAUUCAUCACAAAAUCUAUAUGGCACUGUGUACUUAAUUUAUAAUGUUGAUUGUGGGGGAUUAGUAAU